AUGAAAGCUCGCCAAAGACGCCCAAUCGAAGAGAAGGCCGUUGCCGGUCUCUUACCGAUAGCAAAUAUUAAUGCGCAGAAUUUCGAUAUCCAUAACUUGGUUUUUGCCGGUGGUUGUGCUGAAAGUUCAUCUUAUGCUGGAGCUAUAAGUGUUCUUGAAAAACUUGGCCUUAUGCCUAAAGUGAAACGCUUUGCUGGUGUCGGCACUGGAGCCAUUGUAGCUACCUUCUUGGCUUUGGGUUUGGAUUCUAAUGAAUUGCAGAAGGCUUUCAAUGAACAUCUGGAUAAUAUGCUUGCUGACGAUGAAUUCGGUUACGAAAACCUCUUGGAAAACCUCAAACAAAACUACGGCUGGAACACUGGCACGAAAUUCCUGGAGUGGUUUGCACAGCUCCUAGAAUCGAAAGGAUUUGAUUCCGAGCUUUCCCUCCUUCAGUUGUACGAAAAGACUGGGAACGAAUUAUGCUUGGUAGUUAUUAACGUUGACCCGUUGGCGCUAGAAUACUACCACCCGAAAAUCACCCCUCAUUUAACAAUCAAACGGGCUGUGUUCCAGGCCCUCUCCAUACCUGGGAUAUUUGCUCCUACCAAGUAUGGGGACACUGAAGAAACCAGCUUGCAUCUCAACGCUAGUUUGAUGUGCACUUAUCCAAUCGAAUGCUUUGACGGUUGGUUACUUUCUAUGGCCGACGAAGAUUGUUUCCUGAACAAACUAGAAUGUCCAAACGAUUUCUUCUCUACCGAAAAGUCCCUUGGCACCAAAAAUAAACGUACACUUGGCUUCUUCCGAUUUGACAAAAAUCAAGAGAACACUUGUCAAACCUUCAUUAAGCGGCUCAUUGACGUCAAUGCCAAUAUCAAGAUCCCUAACACAACGUUGGGACAAAAAUACAAGCAACACUGCCAAACCAGAAUUACUCUAAACAAUAAGUUUUCUCUGUUGCGCAAAACAUGUACAGCUUUUCUCUCUAUGGCCGACGGCAUUGAAGAUGAGCAGGGCACGAUUCCCAUUGAUUCUUUGGCGCAAAAGCUAUUCACGGACAAGUCUUUGAGUAAAACAGAUUGUCAACAUUUAUUUCCACAGUUCGGCCGUAGUCUUAGUGACUUAAAAGCUUUCUUAUCUAGUAUUUCCAACACCGAUACGACACUGACUCGUCGCUGUUUGAAUCUCUUCUUUCAAACAAAGACUCUAGAAUUACUGGACCGCUAUUCAGAUCUGCUCAAAACUACUCCUAAUAACUUGCAAACCUAUUUUACUACAGUGUACGACGCUCUCCAAAAUACUGCGAUGAAUUUCUCCCAAUCUGAUUAUGACCGAAGUGUUGGUAUAUUCACUGCUCACGUCUAUAGCCGCCAUCUUGACUUUGAUGACGACGAUCAAAGUUUCCUCUAUCGGCAAGGCUGGAAUGCAACGGUUGCCUAUCUUCGUCAGACAAACAAAAAUACUGCCCAAGUCCAAACUGUUUCUGUUGUCUCUACAGACUGUUUAAAUUAG
Acanthosepion pharaonis is the source of this 1494-nucleotide messenger RNA. The record is from the annotation of a GenBank genome assembly. Lineage: Eukaryota; Metazoa; Mollusca; Cephalopoda; Sepiida; Sepiidae.